Messenger RNA from Venturia canescens, 1648 nucleotides. RefSeq lists its product as uncharacterized. Gene Ontology annotation, cellular component: cilium; cytoplasm. Bases 278 to 1648 code for a protein of 456 amino acids. The record is from RefSeq and is a predicted model, not a curated record. The transcript has 4 exons. Lineage: Eukaryota; Metazoa; Arthropoda; Insecta; Hymenoptera; Ichneumonidae. Gene Ontology annotation, biological process: negative regulation of cell population proliferation. Gene Ontology annotation, molecular function: tubulin binding.
AUUUUUAUCGACUGAAAAUUUUGGCUCGUAGCAAAUCGACAAUUACCAAAUUGCUGUUGGCGAGAUUGAAAUUACGAAAAAAAUAAUUCAAGAAGUGAGAGCGAAGCACGAAAAAAGGCUCAACAAAAUCUCCCAAGAUCCAAGGGCUGUGGAAUUGAUUCGACUCAAGAGACGACCCAUUCACGAUCGUUUGGAAUCUUCGAUAAUCGAGAAAUAUGCUCUUCUCGAUUCAGACGAUCUAUUGCCGAACGAAGAGAAAAGGAAAGUCGAUUUUCGCAUGAACGAUUCGGCGAGAAAACGUUGGACGGAAAAUAUCUCUAUCAGGAGCGACGACAGUUUGUUCAAAGUACCCGAAAUAUCAGUGAAAUCGGUUGAAACGAUCGAAGAGAUUUUUCAUCCGAAAAAAAAAUUGAAAAACGAUGAAAUUUCGGUGCAGUCAACCCAUAAUGGACUAAAUAAAUCAAACAUACGAAGGAGCAUAAUAAAAACUGAGGCACAAAAAGUUAUCCUUGUUGCUCGACCUCUGACAGUAGAAUUCAAAAAUUUUUUACCUCAUCGAGUUUACCGAAAAUCAAUCGUGAUAAAGAACGUGAGCAAAAAAGUGGCGAAAUUUCAACUGGUCCCAUUGACGGCGAGGACAAAAUUUUCGAUAAACCUUCAAUCGAGAUCGGGAGAUCGUGAGAAUCUUGCACCAGGAAUUCGUCUGAGAUUACUAGUAACUUUUUCCAGCGACGAUUCGGACGAUUACGAGGAGCGAGUAGUCGUCAGAGUACAAUCAGGAAAGGACGCGGUCAUUUAUUUACGAGCUCACAGAGAGUCGCCGAUAUUAAGGGGAACGAGUUAUCGGUUGAUGAUUUACGAGAAACUGUGCAACGGCGGAAAAGAGAAUUUUGAUAAAUUCUCGUUGAUCGAGGUUAACGGAUCCUGUGAGAACUCCUCUGAAAAUUCAUGGAAUUUCAGCGAGCGAUCGACCUCGGUUUACAGUAGCGAAACCGUAAGGCAACUGGAAACAAUUAUAAUUCAAUCUUCUCCGUUCAUCUCUAUUUGGCGAAACAUCCGGGAAUACAGAAAUGAUAUUUCUGGGGAAGAAAAAUUGCCAAAUGCUUGCGGUCAUCUCUCGUUCGCACAGUUCGAGUGUAGCAAAUGUUUCGUCGGCGAGCAAAUAAUUAUAAUGACAAAAUUAAAAAACUUUGGCGGAGCUGGAAAGUUUUUUGUUAUGAGUGAAAUCGACUGGAAUUCCAUGAGCAUCGAUGACGUGUCCAGUGAGAACUUGAUAAUUCUGGAUUGCUUCGCCAUGUGGCCUGCUUAUUUUUCUCUAAAGAGGAACGAGGAAAUCCAUGUAAUAACAUAUUUUUUUCCCAAGUCUCGGGGAGUUCAGGUGGGAUUUUUUUAUAUGAACACGUCACGAAGAAAUUGCAAGUGGUAUAAUAGGUGGACAAAUAUUUAUAAUUAUAACUCUGCUUACACGCGUCAGGUUGACAAGCUCUACGUGAUAUGCGAUAAUCUUGCGAUCCACCCAAUCGAAUUGCUAGGAGACGGCAUCAUGUACGAUCCGAAUUUAAUCAAAAUUGAUAAAGUACGUACUCUCGAUGAAUCAACAUUUUUUAUCAUUAUUAUCCUAGAUUUGCACGAAUCGUUUAGGGUUUAG